AUGUCGGACCCUUCUGAUGUGCUUGUGAAACAAUCCGCGUGGGCAGCUGCAGCGCUGAACAACCACCAUGUUUGGGGGAAACAUGGAGAAGCUGCGUCAUUACUUUGGUCUCAAAAGACUAUAGGGACAGGAUCUAUGUUUUCAGGCAUUGGCUGCGCUGAACGUGCUCUUGCGAGCAUCAAUGCAGCCAGGAAACCUCUUUGUGAAGGCAAAAUCCUCUCUGCCGAGCCAUUGUGGACGGUGGAGUGCGAUGGGAAAGCACGCGCUGCCCAGAAUGACAUCAUCCCGGAGACAACAUGUAAGUUCUUGGAUAUUCGACACUUUAUUGCCAAAGCUUCGUUGGAUGAGAUGGAUUCAGUCAAGGUCAGCGCUGCUGGCAAACGCUUUAAGAAGUGGACUGCAAUAGCCAAGGGAGCGGGCGUGUGUAAGGAUGCAUUCUGCUCCCAACACAUGAAACAGUGUCCUAUCAGACGUCCAUUUCUCGACCUGAGCGGGUCUAUGUGCACAGCCUGGUCAACAAUGGGUAGUGGAGGGAAGGAAGAAGACGCCAAUUCGAUUCUCCUACUGAUAUGGAUGCGCUACCAUUUUGCCAAUGGUACUGCAAUCUUGGUCCAUGAGAAUGUUUCCAGCUUCAGCACUUGUAUUGUUGCAGACGAGGCCUGCGCUGCUGGCUACAAGCACGUGCAAAUUAAGACCAACCCCUCUGAUGUUGGAGUUCUUCUUGGGAGGCAAAGGAAGCAGCUUGGCAGUUCAAGGGAAACUUGCAGAACUGCAGUAAGCAAAUGA
This is a messenger RNA of Durusdinium trenchii, 786 nucleotides long. The record is from the annotation of a GenBank genome assembly. Lineage: Eukaryota; Dinophyceae; Suessiales; Symbiodiniaceae.